CAGCAGACAACUGUGCUUGGUGGUGAAAUGCCAGAGAGCUCUGUUAUGGGUAGCUUCUGGGGUAAAAGUCCACUAUACCAGAGCACUCCUGCUUUUGAGAUAGGCAAGACUGCAGCUACAAGCUUGAUGACUUCAAAGUUUGAUGAACAGGAUUUGACUGCUGGUGCUACCAACAUGGUGACACCACGUGUGCAUCGUCCUCUUGUGGAUGUUCAACGUACAGUUAUUUUCAGAGACUUCUGCUGCCUUGGUGUAUCUGAGAAAACCUGGUUUCCAAUAACUAACAAGUCAGCGUAUGGACUUGUUUGCCGACUGCAAGUGCUUCAAGUAGUGCAUAACAACAGACCCAGCAAAUUAGAUAUCUACAGCCCCUUUGAGCUCAAAUCAAAAAUUUCCAUUGCUCCAGAAGCAAGUGAAGAUAUUCCGGUACUGUUUGUACCAAAAUGUCCAGGGGAGCAUGUUGCCCAUGUAGAAGUGCUAGCACAGUCGUUGAAUCCUGCAUUUGCACCUACAUGUACCAUCAUUCAGCUUCGAGCUACUGCUGAGGCACCAAGCAUACAGAUUUCACCACCUGUUGAAGUGCUGGAAUUUGGAGAAGUAAUGUGGGGCACCUGUCAGACCAGGUCAAUCAAGUUGCGCAACUUAAAACGUGCUUCUCUUCCUGUCAGAUUGUCUAUAUGGUCGUCAGACUCUGUGUGGCACUGCUUCACUUUUGACAACUCUGCAAAUUCUAGUGACAUCUCCAUCAUCUCACUGUCUACCCGGCCUGAGGCCUUGGGGCGGAAUAUUUUUACUGUUCAGGUGCCUGGCUGUGAGAAUGAAGGGGUAGGUCAAGUAAUAGAGAUUCGUCUUUACUGCAAACCUCCCACUAAGGAGAAGAACAGAGCUUUAGCUGAGCGACCAGCAGAGAAGAUAGGAGCAAAGGUGCUUGUGGAGGUGGACACACCUGUGCAAUAUCUUCCAGCCCUGGGUACACUGACCUUGCAAGCAAUCAUUGGCAUGCCACACCUGCUCAUUCCACCUACACACAUGUCACUGAAGUUCAAGACAGAGCCUGAAAGAACCAUCCAGGAGACCAUUUGUCUGAACAAUGCAGGAAACAUAUCCAUGGAGCUUGCUUUAGGGGUGACCAUCUUCCCAGACUGCUUUCAGGUCAAGCCUAGGCAUGUUGCCAUCAAACCUCGAUCGAAAGCAGAUGUCAUUGUGACUUUUUCUCCACUAGAGAAGGAUGUCAAUAAAUAUCAGAGUCUCUUGCUGCUGGACAUAGAGCCAGAGGGUCCAUCUUAUGAACUGCCCAUGGAAGCCCGUGUUGUGCAGCCAGUCCACAGACAGCGAACGUCUCCUAGCAUCCUGUCCAGUAGUUCAUUCCUAUCUUUUAAUGGUGUUGCCCUAAACCAAACAAAAAGCCUGACACUGAGGCUACUGAACAACGAUUCUCAGAGGACAGAGCAUGUUCUCUUAGAAAUUAGAGGAGCCACAGAUUGCUUCAAGCUGGUGACUCCCACAGGAGAGUGGCAGCAGAGAAGUGAGUUGUUGAUUUGUCCAAAGCAGAAGCAGGUCGUUACAGUCAUGUUCUGUCCAUCAGCUGUCAGAGGCUAUUCUAGCAAACUGCUGAUCAGGAUUCGUGAUUCAGGCUCAUCCAAGUAUUCUAUUCCCCUUGCUGGCUAUGGUGGGCGCAGUGUGUUGACCUUGUCAGGGGCCUGCUUAACCAAUUACAAUCAGAGAUGGCUAGAGCUUGGGCCAUUGAGUGUGGGUCACAACAUCAUGCAAGAUAUUGUAUUGACCAACUCCGGGGUUCGAGCAGCAUUUAUAAAAGCUUCAUCUUUUUAUGAUAUGGCUUGCAGAGAACCAGUGAUACCAGGACGAGUAGCUGUGGAGCCCAACAACAUAGUUCUGGCACCUGGAAGUUCAGUGAAAGUAAUGGUGGCUAUAAGCCCAUCAAAGCGGGAGCGGGACAUGGUUAAAGAGAGAAAGGAAAUGAUUGCAGUGGUUCGCUUUCAACAUGGGGACGAAGUCAUGAGGCAAAAAUAUCAGAAAGUGUUGGCCCAUGAUGGAAGGGAUGAUUUGAACUCCUGGCAAGCCAGCUUUGCUCAACAGUUUGCUAAUGAGUCAAUGGAGUCCAUUAUAAAAGAAGGUUGCACCAUCCCUGAAAGUCCGGAUGAUGGCCCAGCGUUCUUGCACCAUCUUAGUACCCAGAUAGUGGCUUUGCUGGCAGAGCCCCACCCUGAACGAGAUGUGCUGAUGGAGCCAGUGCAUGUCCUACACUCGCAGAGACUGCCGAAACCUUCAUCUGGAUCUUCUGAAGGGAUAGAGUCUGUGGUCAGCAGGGAUACGUUGAAGCAAUAUGACCCAUCUGGACAGUUUCUCAUUCCAAAUAAACCCAAUGAUGUGGAUACAGAGUGGAUAGUAAAGCCAGAUUUCCUUACUCUAACAGUUGGAGAAAGCAACCAGAAAAUGCUUCAGCUACUUAAUUUUUCAAGGUCAAAUUUGAGGUUUGAGCUGUCGUGGCCUUCCAACUCUGUGGUACCGGAACCUCAGAAAGGGGAAGUAAAACCCAGGUCAAGUGUCUCUAUUGAAGUUUGGUUGCACAUGGCAUGGCAGAAACGAAUAACAGAGUUGCCUUGGCACGGGAACCUAACUGUCAUAUGCAAUGGGAAGCAGAAGCUUGUUAAAGUGCACAUCAAAAAUGCAGCACUUAAGCCUCCCCUGGCAGUUGUUUCUCCAACAUCUCUGGAGUCUAUGAGUACGGUGUCAAAGUUAUUACCUGUAGAUGCACAUUUGAGUGCUUCCAGCCAGAGCCUACAGAUUACCUCCACAAACAUCAACUUCCCAUGUGCAAGAGUCAACGAGUCACUGGAGAGUGUCAUUGAGCUGACCAACAUAUCAUCAGACCCUGUUCACUGGAAGAUACAAGCUUUUGCACCUGCUUAUGUGAAGGGAGCUGAUGAGAACAACACAGUACAACGAGUUGGUUACAGCGUUUUCCAAAUUAUUCCAAUCAGUGGUGAUCUCUUGCCACAUGAGUCCUCAAAGGUGCCUAUAAAAUUCUGCCCCAAGACUAGAGGAACAUACAACCAACACUGGGAAAUAGAAUACCAGCCCCUGGUUGGUGGGAAAUCUGUGCCUGUUGUAACAACCACAAAAAUCUUUAUCACAGCAGAGGCUAGCAGCACAGAGAAUCCAGUGACAGCAAAACAGAUUUCGGGAAAGGGCAGCUUAGAGAUAGACAAGCCCCAACAAAGAGCACCUCUGCAGGAGAAGCAGCACAAUACCAUGCGCUCAGCAGGGGAACAUCACCAUACAACAGUGCAAGAUCUUCUUCUUUUAAAUCCAGAAGUGAAGUUCUGUGACACAGUAGUAGGCAAAGUCACACAGGUCAAGGUUGAGUUUAAGAACAGCUAUGACACCAACAUUCAGCUUGGAAACUCAGGCUCCAAAGUCUCCUUUCUUCGUCAAGCAUUUAAAUUUUGGCAUAACGAGACGGCGUUUUCUCAAAUAUCCAAUUGAGUUCCAUCCAUCAGCACCAGGGGAUUUUGAGGAUACUGUUGUUUUCCGUGCCCCACAACUAAAUAAAACAUUUGCUGUCCAUCUCAUGGGGAGAGGAAAAGAAGAAAAAUAUUCUACAUAAUAAGUUUUCUAUUUUAUUCUUUACUUGAAAGCAGUUAAUCUAUUUGGCACUGAUAAUAAGUUAAAACAAAUCAGAACUUUUAGAAGACAAAAAAGAAAAAGAGGAAAGAACGAAAAAAAUUCAAGUAAAAAUAACAUUGUGCCUUUGAGAGGACUUCUUUGAUGUGUUCUUAGCCCUGCCUUUGUGUUUGGUAUGCUUUGAAGGAAAUAGGCAGAUAACCUUAGAGAGGGAAAAAGAAUUGUUGUCAGGCUGCUUUCAAACUGAUGUUCGCUCAGCAUAGACAAUACCAAAAAUGUAAGAGUGAAGUGAAUUUAACAGUGCCACAGGUAGAAAGCUGUCAUAUGCAGAAGAUUCAUAUCCUACCAGAUGAAAUGACAAAAUAACCAACAGGUUUUUUUGGGGGUUUUUUGUGGCUUUUUAUAUGUCAGAGUUAAUAGUUACCACUGAUCUUUGCUUUUUUACAAAAUUUCUUUGUUACCACUCCUUUUGUUAAAAGACUAUUAAAAAGCCACAGGAUUUUUUUCACCAUAAUGCAGCCUUUCCACCUUUGGACAGAAUUUGAAGCUGAUAUGUUUGCAGCCAUUUAUUCUAGAGCUGGUAGCAGGGAACAGACAAUGAGGGAUUUUUUAUUGAGUGUAGUGGAAAAGUGGGUGUGUCAUAUUUAUAGAUUUCGUUUACUUUUGUUUGUAUACAUUUUUUCCUGUAAAUCUUAAAUGAGUGCAGACUAGCUUUUAUUUAGUUUUUGUUUGUUUUUGUUGUUACUUUUUUGGAGUGGGGUUUUUAAAAUGUCUCAAGAGAAACUGUGGUACUAGUGAAAUCUGACAUGUGCAGAACUUCCUGGACACAAGAUGGUAAACUUAUUGAAAACAGUGCAGUUAGACUGAACAAACCAGUCCAUCCUCUGCACUGUACUUGGGAGAAUGUGUUGUUGGUGACUGUGUACUGGCCACUGUGAAAAAUGGCAACAAGUUUGCUAUUAUGUUGGGUUGGGGAACCACAGCUUUUCUUACUGUGAUAUUUGCCAGGUGCCUAGAGAAAGCCUGUGAUGUGUGAAAAAAAAAUUUCUCAAACUAUGACUUGCAUCUGCAACUUUAAGUAUCAGAUAUUUCACUAUUGAUUAUAAUUUGUGUAAAUUGUAAGCACUAAUGGUGGCUGCUUCUUUCAUGAUUUUCUUUUCAAACCACACACUUAGUUGUAAAUAUUCUUCAUAGCAUAAAGAACUAAACAUGAUAUAAAGCUUUUAUGAGUAGUAUACUUGUAAAUAAUGCAUACUUAUUUAUCAGUACACAGUUUUCUUUCAAAAUGAUUGUGUUUAAUUCCUCAUGUACUGCAAACUCUCAAAAAACCUGAGCAGGUAAGCAUGGCAAUUCUAUCUCAUGCUUAGAACAGUUAAAACAAGGACUUCAUUGUUUUGUUUUGAUGUUUCUAAUUCUCAACACUGCCACCAGCAGACAAUUAGGCUUUUCACAUGCUACAGUCAUCUCAAAGCAAUUAUUUGCUUUGAUUUGAAUCUUUAUAUCUGUAAAUGGUACAGAUCAUAAACAAUUUGGUUAGUGUUGGUCACAUACAUGCAGUGGCACAAUUUUAAUCCUUUUAACGGAACAAUUUCUUGCAUUCUUGCAGUGGUUUGUUUCAUCUAUUAUGCAUCCCCUUUUUUCACCUUUUAAAUAAGGAUAGUUUUGUUUUUUUUUUAACUUUGUGGUAUUUUGAAAAGUUUAUAGGCUUGGUCCAUUUUACAGCAGAAUAUGCAUGGCAGAUUCUUGUGCUUUACAGCAGCACCAUGCUGAUAAAGUAAACAUCAAAAAUGGACAUAUUCCUGUACAUUACAUUUGGAGUAUUUGCAGUGUGGAUGCCUGUGCAUUUAAAAUAUAACCAUGCUAAAAAAAUCUCAUGCCUUUAGCACCAAAUGUGCUCUCUACAUUUCUUGGGUCAUGGCAUCAUUCACCACACGUGCUACCUCAUGUUUGCGCAAUUGUUAAAAUGCUGUCUAGAAAGGGCCAUUUCUUGUUUGGAUGGUUACCUAUACAGAAAAGAGAAACUGCUCUUUCUAGCCUUUAAACUUGUAGCACAAGUAAUUUUGUCACCUUUUAGUUCAGUCAUGCUUGUUGCAGCAGUUGUCUUGUCAUCUCCAUUGGCAUGCUGAGGAGCACUUUUGCUCCUACUACUCCACUGCCAUAUAAUUUAUUCCCUUUUUUUUUCCCCCAAGUGUAUAUAUAGCAUAUGUGCAUUUUCAGCUUGUAUUGAGCUUUUUAUAUGCAUUGUGGAUGUGAAUAAACAGUCUUCCCAGCAUUUGGAGUCUGACUGUAAUGAUCAGGGGAAUUCAUUAAUCUCUUAUCCUUUGUUUCUUUUCUCUGUGCACCAUCUUCCACUUUGAAAAUAGAGCUAAGGUGCUAGAAUGGUGAUUGUUGUAAAUGUGUGUCAUUUUGUUACUGGCACUUUGAUUAAAGGUCCUUUUAAACUAAAAA
Messenger RNA from Pomacea canaliculata, 6093 nucleotides. RefSeq names its product centrosomal protein of 192 kDa-like. Gene Ontology annotation, cellular component: cytoplasm; centriole; pericentriolar material. Lineage: Eukaryota; Metazoa; Mollusca; Gastropoda; Architaenioglossa; Ampullariidae. Bases 28 to 3507 code for a protein of 1159 amino acids. The record is from RefSeq and is a predicted model, not a curated record. Gene Ontology annotation, biological process: protein localization to centrosome; centriole replication; centrosome-templated microtubule nucleation. The transcript is spliced from 25 exons. Gene Ontology annotation, molecular function: protein kinase binding.